Homo sapiens (human) is the source of this 12655-nucleotide messenger RNA. RefSeq names its product mucin 2, oligomeric mucus/gel-forming (gene MUC2). Gene Ontology annotation, cellular component: Golgi lumen; extracellular region. The record is from RefSeq and is marked reviewed. NCBI's taxonomy places the organism in Eukaryota, Metazoa, Chordata, Mammalia, Primates, Hominidae.
GCAACCCACACCGCCCCUGCCAGCCACCAUGGGGCUGCCACUAGCCCGCCUGGCGGCUGUGUGCCUGGCCCUGUCUUUGGCAGGGGGCUCGGAGCUCCAGACAGAGGGCAGAACCCGAAACCACGGCCACAACGUCUGCAGCACCUGGGGCAACUUCCACUACAAGACCUUCGACGGGGACGUCUUCCGCUUCCCCGGCCCCUGCGACUACAACUUCGCCUCCGACUGCCGAGGCUCCUACAAGGAAUUUGCUGUGCACCUGAAGCGGGGUCCGGGCCAGGCUGAGGCCCCCGCCGGGGUGGAGUCCAUCCUGCUGACCAUCAAGGAUGACACCAUCUACCUCACCCGCCACCUGGCUGUGCUUAACGGGGCCGUGGUCAGCACCCCGCACUACAGCCCCGGGCUGCUCAUUGAGAAGAGCGAUGCCUACACCAAAGUCUACUCCCGCGCCGGCCUCACCCUCAUGUGGAACCGGGAGGAUGCACUCAUGCUGGAGCUGGACACUAAGUUCCGGAACCACACCUGUGGCCUCUGCGGGGACUACAACGGCCUGCAGAGCUAUUCAGAAUUCCUCUCUGACGGCGUGCUCUUCAGUCCCCUGGAGUUUGGGAACAUGCAGAAGAUCAACCAGCCCGAUGUGGUGUGUGAGGAUCCCGAGGAGGAGGUGGCCCCCGCAUCCUGCUCCGAGCACCGCGCCGAGUGUGAGAGGCUGCUGACCGCCGAGGCCUUCGCGGACUGUCAGGACCUGGUGCCGCUGGAGCCGUAUCUGCGCGCCUGCCAGCAGGACCGCUGCCGGUGCCCGGGCGGUGACACCUGCGUCUGCAGCACCGUGGCCGAGUUCUCCCGCCAGUGCUCCCACGCCGGCGGCCGGCCCGGGAACUGGAGGACCGCCACGCUCUGCCCCAAGACCUGCCCCGGGAACCUGGUGUACCUGGAGAGCGGCUCGCCCUGCAUGGACACCUGCUCACACCUGGAGGUGAGCAGCCUGUGCGAGGAGCACCGCAUGGACGGCUGUUUCUGCCCAGAAGGCACCGUAUAUGACGACAUCGGGGACAGUGGCUGCGUUCCUGUGAGCCAGUGCCACUGCAGGCUGCACGGACACCUGUACACACCGGGCCAGGAGAUCACCAAUGACUGCGAGCAGUGUGUCUGUAACGCUGGCCGCUGGGUGUGCAAAGACCUGCCCUGCCCCGGCACCUGUGCCCUGGAAGGCGGCUCCCACAUCACCACCUUCGAUGGGAAGACGUACACCUUCCACGGGGACUGCUACUAUGUCCUGGCCAAGGGUGACCACAACGAUUCCUACGCUCUCCUGGGCGAGCUGGCCCCCUGUGGCUCCACAGACAAGCAGACCUGCCUGAAGACGGUGGUGCUGCUGGCUGACAAGAAGAAGAAUGUGGUGGUCUUCAAGUCCGAUGGCAGUGUACUGCUCAACGAGCUGCAGGUGAACCUGCCCCACGUGACCGCGAGCUUCUCUGUCUUCCGCCCGUCUUCCUACCACAUCAUGGUGAGCAUGGCCAUUGGCGUCCGGCUGCAGGUGCAGCUGGCCCCAGUCAUGCAACUCUUUGUGACACUGGACCAGGCCUCCCAGGGGCAGGUGCAGGGCCUCUGCGGGAACUUCAACGGCCUGGAAGGUGACGACUUCAAGACGGCCAGCGGGCUGGUGGAGGCCACGGGGGCCGGCUUUGCCAACACCUGGAAGGCACAGUCAACCUGCCAUGACAAGCUGGACUGGUUGGACGAUCCCUGCUCCCUGAACAUCGAGAGCGCCAACUACGCCGAGCACUGGUGCUCCCUCCUGAAGAAGACAGAGACCCCCUUUGGCAGGUGCCACUCGGCUGUGGACCCUGCUGAGUAUUACAAGAGGUGCAAAUAUGACACGUGUAACUGUCAGAACAAUGAGGACUGCCUGUGCGCCGCCCUGUCCUCCUACGCGCGCGCCUGCACCGCCAAGGGCGUCAUGCUGUGGGGCUGGCGGGAGCAUGUCUGCAACAAGGAUGUGGGCUCCUGCCCCAACUCGCAGGUCUUCCUGUACAACCUGACCACCUGCCAGCAGACCUGCCGCUCCCUCUCCGAGGCCGACAGCCACUGUCUCGAGGGCUUUGCGCCUGUGGACGGCUGCGGCUGCCCUGACCACACCUUCCUGGACGAGAAGGGCCGCUGCGUACCCCUGGCCAAGUGCUCCUGUUACCACCGCGGUCUCUACCUGGAGGCGGGGGACGUGGUCGUCAGGCAGGAAGAACGAUGUGUGUGCCGGGAUGGGCGGCUGCACUGUAGGCAGAUCCGGCUGAUCGGCCAGAGCUGCACGGCCCCAAAGAUCCACAUGGACUGCAGCAACCUGACUGCACUGGCCACCUCGAAGCCCCGAGCCCUCAGCUGCCAGACGCUGGCCGCCGGCUAUUACCACACAGAGUGUGUCAGUGGCUGUGUGUGCCCCGACGGGCUGAUGGAUGACGGCCGGGGUGGCUGCGUGGUGGAGAAGGAAUGCCCUUGCGUCCAUAACAACGACCUGUAUUCUUCCGGCGCCAAGAUCAAGGUGGACUGCAAUACCUGCACCUGCAAGAGAGGACGCUGGGUGUGCACCCAGGCUGUGUGCCAUGGCACCUGCUCCAUUUACGGGAGUGGCCACUACAUCACCUUUGACGGGAAGUACUACGACUUUGACGGACACUGCUCCUACGUGGCUGUUCAGGACUACUGCGGCCAGAACUCCUCACUGGGCUCAUUCAGCAUCAUCACCGAGAACGUCCCCUGUGGCACUACGGGCGUCACCUGCUCCAAGGCCAUCAAGAUCUUCAUGGGGAGGACGGAGCUGAAGUUGGAAGACAAGCACCGUGUGGUGAUCCAGCGUGAUGAGGGUCACCACGUGGCCUACACCACGCGGGAGGUGGGCCAGUACCUGGUGGUGGAGUCCAGCACGGGCAUCAUCGUCAUCUGGGACAAGAGGACCACCGUGUUCAUCAAGCUGGCUCCCUCCUACAAGGGCACCGUGUGUGGCCUGUGUGGGAACUUUGACCACCGCUCCAACAACGACUUCACCACGCGGGACCACAUGGUGGUGAGCAGCGAGCUGGACUUCGGGAACAGCUGGAAGGAGGCCCCCACCUGCCCAGAUGUGAGCACCAACCCCGAGCCCUGCAGCCUGAACCCGCACCGCCGCUCCUGGGCCGAGAAGCAGUGCAGCAUCCUCAAAAGCAGCGUGUUCAGCAUCUGCCACAGCAAGGUGGACCCCAAGCCCUUCUACGAGGCCUGUGUGCACGACUCGUGCUCCUGUGACACGGGUGGGGACUGUGAGUGCUUCUGCUCUGCCGUGGCCUCCUACGCCCAGGAGUGUACCAAAGAGGGGGCCUGCGUGUUCUGGAGGACGCCGGACCUGUGCCCCAUAUUCUGCGACUACUACAACCCUCCGCAUGAGUGUGAGUGGCACUAUGAGCCAUGUGGGAACCGGAGCUUCGAGACCUGCAGGACCAUCAAUGGCAUCCACUCCAACAUCUCCGUGUCCUACCUGGAGGGCUGCUACCCCCGGUGCCCCAAGGACAGGCCCAUCUAUGAGGAGGAUCUGAAGAAGUGUGUCACUGCAGACAAGUGUGGCUGCUAUGUCGAGGACACCCACUACCCACCUGGAGCAUCGGUUCCCACCGAGGAGACCUGCAAGUCCUGCGUGUGUACCAACUCCUCCCAAGUCGUCUGCAGGCCGGAGGAAGGAAAGAUUCUUAACCAGACCCAGGAUGGCGCCUUCUGCUACUGGGAGAUCUGUGGCCCCAACGGGACGGUGGAGAAGCACUUCAACAUCUGUUCCAUUACGACACGCCCGUCCACCCUGACCACCUUCACCACCAUCACCCUCCCCACCACCCCCACCACCUUCACCACUACCACCACCACCACCACCCCGACCUCCAGCACAGUUUUAUCAACAACUCCGAAGCUGUGCUGCCUCUGGUCUGACUGGAUCAAUGAGGACCACCCCAGCAGUGGCAGCGACGACGGUGACCGAGAAACAUUUGAUGGGGUCUGCGGGGCCCCUGAGGACAUCGAGUGCAGGUCGGUCAAGGAUCCCCACCUCAGCUUGGAGCAGCUAGGCCAGAAGGUGCAGUGUGAUGUCUCUGUUGGGUUCAUUUGCAAGAAUGAAGACCAGUUUGGAAAUGGACCAUUUGGACUGUGUUACGACUACAAGAUACGUGUCAAUUGUUGCUGGCCCAUGGAUAAGUGUAUCACCACUCCCAGCCCUCCAACUACCACUCCCAGCCCUCCACCAACCAGCACGACCACCCUUCCACCAACCACCACCCCCAGCCCUCCAACCACCACCACAACCACCCCUCCACCAACCACCACCCCCAGCCCUCCAAUAACCACCACGACCACCCCUCCACCAACCACCACUCCCAGCCCUCCAAUAAGCACCACAACCACCCCUCCACCAACCACCACUCCCAGCCCUCCAACCACCACUCCCAGCCCUCCAACCACCACUCCCAGCCCUCCAACAACCACCACAACCACCCCUCCACCAACCACCACUCCCAGCCCUCCAACGACUACGCCCAUCACUCCACCAGCCAGCACUACCACCCUUCCACCAACCACCACUCCCAGCCCUCCAACAACCACCACAACCACCCCUCCACCAACCACCACUCCCAGUCCUCCAACGACUACGCCCAUCACUCCACCAACCAGCACUACUACCCUUCCACCAACCACCACUCCCAGCCCUCCACCAACCACCACAACCACCCCUCCACCAACCACCACUCCCAGCCCUCCAACAACCACCACUCCCAGUCCUCCAACAAUCACCACAACCACCCCUCCACCAACCACCACUCCCAGCCCUCCAACAACCACCACGACCACCCUUCCACCAACCACCACUUCCAGCCCUCUAACAACUACUCCUCUACCUCCAUCAAUAACUCCUCCUACAUUUUCACCAUUCUCAACGACAACCCCUACUACCCCAUGCGUGCCUCUCUGCAAUUGGACUGGCUGGCUGGAUUCUGGAAAACCCAACUUUCACAAACCAGGUGGAGACACAGAAUUGAUUGGAGACGUCUGUGGACCAGGCUGGGCAGCUAACAUCUCUUGCAGAGCCACCAUGUAUCCUGAUGUUCCCAUUGGACAGCUUGGACAAACAGUGGUGUGUGAUGUCUCUGUGGGGCUGAUAUGCAAAAAUGAAGACCAAAAGCCAGGUGGGGUCAUCCCUAUGGCCUUCUGCCUCAACUACGAGAUCAACGUUCAGUGCUGUGAGUGUGUCACCCAACCCACCACCAUGACAACCACCACCACAGAGAACCCAACUCCGACACCAAUCACCACCACCACUACGGUGACCCCAACCCCAACACCCACCAGCACACAGAGUACAACACCAACACCCAUCACCACCACCAAUACGGUAACCCCAACCCCAACCCCCACUGGCACACAGACCCCAACCCCGACACCCAUCACCACCACCACCACUAUGGUGACCCCAACACCAACAAUCACCAGCACACAGACCCCAACCCCGACACCCAUCACCACCACUACGGUGACCCCAACCCCAACACCCACCAGCACACAGAGAACAACACCGACAUCCAUCACCACCACCACCACGGUGACCCCAACCCCAACACCCACCGGCACACAGACCCCAACCACGACACCCAUCACCACCACCACCACGGUGACCCCAACCCCAACACCCACCGGCACACAGACCCCAACAACGACACCCAUCACCACCACCACCAUGGUGACCCCAACCCCAACACCCACUGGAACACAGACCCAAACCCCAACACCCAUCACCACCACCACUACGGUGACCCCAACCCCUACACCCACCGGCACACAGACCCCAACAUCGACACCCAUCAGCACCACCACUACGGUGACCCCAACACCAACACCCACCGGCACACAGACCCCAACCCUGACACCCAUCACCACCACCACUACGGUGACCCCAACCCCAACACCCACCGGCACACAGACCCCAACCACGACACCCAUCACCACCACCACUACGGUGACCCCAACCCCAACACCCACCGGCACAAAGAGUACAACCCCGACAUCCAUCACCACCACCACUAUGGUGACCCCAACCCCACCACCCACUGGCACACAGACCCCAACCACGACACCCAUCACCACCACCACUACGGUGACCCCAACCCCAACACCCACCGGCACACAGACCCCAACCCCGACACCCAUCACCACCACCACCACGGUGACCCCAACCCCAACACCCACCGGCACACAGACCCCAACAUCGACACCCAUCACCACCAACACUACGGUGACCCCAACCCCAACACCAACCGGCACACCGAGUACAACCCUGACACCCAUCACCACCACCACUAUGGUGACCCCAACCCCAACACCCACCGGCACACAGACCCCAACAUCGACACCCAUCAGCACCACCACUACGGUGACCCCAACCUCAACACCCACCGGCACACAGACCCCAACCCCGACACCCAUCUCCACCACCACUACGGUGACCCCAACCCCGACACCCAUCUCCACCACCACUACAGUGACCCCAACCCCAACACCCACCGGCACACAGACCCCAACCAUGACACCCAUCACCACCACCACCACGGUGACCCCAACCCCAACACCCACCGGCACACAGACCCCAACAACGACACCCAUCAGCACCACCACCACAGUGACCCCAACCCCAACACCCACCGGCACACAGACCCCAACAUCGACACCCAUCACCACCACCACUACGGUGACCCCAACCCCAACACCCACCGGCACACAGACCCCAACCACGACACCCAUCACCACCACCACCACGGUGACCCCAACCCCAACACCCACCGGCACACAGAGUACAACCCUGACACCCAUCACCACCACCACCACGGUGACACCAACCCCAACACCCACCGGCACACAGACCCCAACCCCGACACCCAUCUCCACCACCACUACGGUGACCCCAACCCCAACACCCACCGGCACACAGACCCCAACCACGACACCCAUCACCACCACCACCACGGUGACCCCAACCCCAACACCCACCGGCACACAGACCCCAACAACGACACCCAUCAGCACCACCACCACGGUGACCCCAACCCCAACACCCACCGGCACACAGACCCCAACAUCGACACCCAUCACCACCACCACUACGGUGACCCCAACCCCAACACCCACCGGCACACAGACCCCAACCACGACACCCAUCACCACCACCACCACGGUGACCCCAACCCCAACACCCACUGGCACACAGGCCCCAACCCCAACAGCCAUCACCACCACCACUACGGUGACCCCAACCCCAACACCCACCGGCACACAGACCCCAACAACGACACCCAUCACCACCACCACCAUGGUGACCCCAACCCCAACACCCACCGGCACACAGACCCCAACAUCGACACCCAUCACCACCACCACUACGGUGACCCCAACCCCAACACCCACCGGCACACAGACCCCAACCCCGACACCCAUCUCCACCACCACUACGGUGACCCCAACCCCAACACCCACCGGCACACAGACCCCAACCAUGACACCCAUCACCACCACCACCACGGUGACCCCAACCCCAACACCCACCGGCACACAGACCCCAACAACGACACCCAUCAGCACCACCACCACGGUGACCCCAACCCCAACACCCACCGGCACACAGACCCCAACAUCGACACCCAUCACCACCACCACUACGGUGACCCCAACCCCAACACCCACCGGCACACAGACCCCAACCCCGACACCCAUCACCACCACCACCACGGUGACCCCAACCCCAACACCCACCGGCACACAGACCCCAACAUCGACACCCAUCACCACCACCACUACGGUGACCCCAACCCCAACACCCACCGGCACACAGACCCCAACCACGACACCCAUCACCACCACCACCACGGUGACCCCAACCCCAACACCCACCGGCACACAGAGUACAACCCUGACACCCAUCACCACCACCACCACGGUGACACCAACCCCAACACCCACCGGCACACAAAACCCAACAUCAACACCCAUCACCACCACCACUACGGUGACCCCAACCCCAAAACCCACCGGCACACAGACCCCAACCCCAACACCCAUCUCCACCACCAAUAAGGUGACCCCAACCCCAACACCCACCGGCACACAGACCCCAACCAUGACACCCAUCACCACCACCACCACGGUGACCCCAACCCCAACACCCACCGGCACACAGACCCCAACAUCGACACCCAUCACCACCACCACUACGGUGACCCCAACCCCAACACCCACCGGCACACAGACCCCAACCAUGACACCCAUCACCACCACCACCACGGUGACCCCAACCCCAACACCCACUGGCACACAGGCCCCAACCCCAACAGCCAUCACCACCACCACUACGGUGACCCCAACCCCAACACCCACCGGCACACAGACCCCAACCACGACACCCAUCACCACCACCACCACGGUGACCCCAACCCCAACACCCACCGGCACACAGAGUACAACCCUGACACCCAUCACCACCACCACCACGGUGACACCAACCCCAACACCCACCGGCACACAGACCCCAACCCCGACACCCAUCUCCACCACCACUACGGUGACCCCAACCCCAACACCCACCGGCACACAGACCCCAACCAUGACACCCAUCACCACCACCACCACGGUGACCCCAACCCCAACACCCACCGGCACACAGACCCCAACAACGACACCCAUCAGCACCACCACCACGGUGACCCCAACCCCAACACCCACCGGCACACAGACCCCAACAUCGACACCCAUCACCACCACCACUACGGUGACCCCAACCCCAACACCCACCGGCACACAGACCCCAACCACGACACCCAUCACCACCACCACCACGGUGACCCCAACCCCAACACCCACUGGCACACAGGCCCCAACCCCAACAGCCAUCACCACCACCAGUACGGUGACCCCAACCCCAACACCCACCGGCACACAGACCCCAACCACGACACCCAUCACCACCACCACUACGGUGACACCAACCCCAACACCCACCGGCACACAGUCCCCAACCCCAACAGCCAUCACCACCACCACUACGGUGACCCCAACCCCAACACCCACCGGCACACAGACCCCAACAUUGACGCCCAUCACCACCACCACUACGGUGACCCCAACCCCAACACCCACCGGCACACAGACCCCAACCCCGACACCCAUCUCCACCACCACUACGGUGACCCCAACCCCAACACCCACCGGCACACAGACCCCAACCACGACACCCAUCACCACCACCACCACGGUGACCCCAACCCCGACACCCACCGGCACACAGACCCCAACCACGGUACUCAUCACCACCACCACUACGAUGACCCCAACCCCAACACCCACCAGCACAAAGAGUACAACCGUGACACCCAUCACCACCACAACUACGGUGACCGCAACCCCAACACCCACCGGCACACAGACCCCAACCAUGAUACCCAUCAGCACCACCACUACGGUGACCCCAACCCCAACACCCACCACUGGAAGCACGGGGCCCCCCACCCACACAAGCACAGCACCGAUUGCUGAGUUGACCACAUCCAAUCCUCCGCCUGAGUCCUCAACCCCUCAGACCUCUCGGUCCACCUCUUCCCCUCUCACGGAGUCAACCACCCUUCUGAGUACCCUACCACCUGCCAUUGAGAUGACCAGCACGGCCCCACCCUCCACACCCACGGCACCCACGACCACGAGCGGAGGCCACACACUGUCUCCACCGCCCAGCACCACCACGUCCCCUCCAGGCACCCCCACUCGCGGUACCACGACUGGGUCAUCUUCAGCCCCCACCCCCAGCACUGUGCAGACGACCACCACCAGUGCCUGGACCCCCACGCCGACCCCACUCUCCACACCCAGCAUCAUCAGGACCACAGGCCUGAGGCCCUACCCUUCCUCUGUGCUUAUCUGCUGUGUCCUGAACGACACCUACUACGCACCAGGUGAGGAGGUGUACAACGGCACAUACGGAGACACCUGUUAUUUCGUCAACUGCUCACUGAGCUGUACGUUGGAGUUCUAUAACUGGUCCUGCCCAUCCACGCCCUCCCCAACACCCACGCCCUCCAAGUCGACGCCCACGCCUUCCAAGCCAUCGUCCACGCCCUCCAAGCCGACGCCCGGCACCAAGCCCCCCGAGUGCCCAGACUUUGAUCCUCCCAGACAGGAGAACGAGACUUGGUGGCUGUGCGACUGCUUCAUGGCCACGUGCAAGUACAACAACACGGUGGAGAUCGUGAAGGUGGAGUGUGAGCCGCCGCCCAUGCCCACCUGCUCCAACGGCCUCCAACCCGUGCGCGUCGAGGACCCCGACGGCUGCUGCUGGCACUGGGAGUGCGACUGCUACUGCACGGGCUGGGGCGACCCGCACUAUGUCACCUUCGACGGACUCUACUACAGCUACCAGGGCAACUGCACCUACGUGCUGGUGGAGGAGAUCAGCCCCUCCGUGGACAACUUCGGAGUUUACAUCGACAACUACCACUGCGAUCCCAACGACAAGGUGUCCUGCCCCCGCACCCUCAUCGUGCGCCACGAGACCCAGGAGGUGCUGAUCAAGACCGUGCAUAUGAUGCCCAUGCAGGUGCAGGUGCAGGUGAACAGGCAGGCGGUGGCACUGCCCUACAAGAAGUACGGGCUGGAGGUGUACCAGUCUGGCAUCAACUACGUGGUGGACAUCCCCGAGCUGGGUGUCCUCGUCUCCUACAAUGGCCUGUCCUUCUCCGUCAGGCUGCCCUACCACCGGUUUGGCAACAACACCAAGGGCCAGUGUGGCACCUGCACCAACACCACCUCCGACGACUGCAUUCUGCCCAGCGGGGAGAUCGUCUCCAACUGUGAGGCUGCGGCUGACCAGUGGCUGGUGAACGACCCCUCCAAGCCACACUGCCCCCACAGCAGCUCCACGACCAAGCGCCCGGCCGUCACUGUGCCCGGGGGCGGUAAAACGACCCCACACAAGGACUGCACCCCAUCUCCCCUCUGCCAGCUCAUCAAGGACAGCCUGUUUGCCCAGUGCCACGCACUGGUGCCCCCGCAGCACUACUACGAUGCCUGCGUGUUCGACAGCUGCUUCAUGCCGGGCUCGAGCCUGGAGUGCGCCAGUCUGCAGGCCUACGCAGCCCUCUGUGCCCAGCAGAACAUCUGCCUCGACUGGCGGAACCACACGCAUGGGGCCUGCUUGGUGGAGUGCCCAUCUCACAGGGAGUACCAGGCCUGUGGCCCUGCAGAAGAGCCCACGUGCAAAUCCAGCUCCUCCCAGCAGAACAACACAGUCCUGGUGGAAGGCUGCUUCUGUCCUGAGGGCACCAUGAACUACGCUCCUGGCUUUGAUGUCUGCGUGAAGACCUGCGGCUGUGUGGGACCUGACAAUGUGCCCAGAGAGUUUGGGGAGCACUUCGAGUUCGACUGCAAGAACUGUGUCUGCCUGGAGGGUGGAAGUGGCAUCAUCUGCCAACCCAAGAGGUGCAGCCAGAAGCCCGUUACCCACUGCGUGGAAGACGGCACCUACCUCGCCACGGAGGUCAACCCUGCCGACACCUGCUGCAACAUUACCGUCUGCAAGUGCAACACCAGCCUGUGCAAAGAGAAGCCCUCCGUGUGCCCGCUGGGAUUCGAAGUGAAGAGCAAGAUGGUGCCUGGAAGGUGCUGUCCUUUCUACUGGUGUGAGUCCAAGGGGGUGUGUGUUCACGGGAAUGCUGAGUACCAGCCCGGUUCUCCAGUUUAUUCCUCCAAGUGCCAGGACUGCGUGUGCACGGACAAGGUGGACAACAACACCCUGCUCAACGUCAUCGCCUGCACCCACGUGCCCUGCAACACCUCCUGCAGCCCUGGCUUCGAACUCAUGGAGGCCCCCGGGGAGUGCUGUAAGAAGUGUGAACAGACGCACUGUAUCAUCAAACGGCCCGACAACCAGCACGUCAUCCUGAAGCCCGGGGACUUCAAGAGCGACCCGAAGAACAACUGCACAUUCUUCAGCUGCGUGAAGAUCCACAACCAGCUCAUCUCGUCCGUCUCCAACAUCACCUGCCCCAACUUUGAUGCCAGCAUUUGCAUCCCGGGCUCCAUCACAUUCAUGCCCAAUGGAUGCUGCAAGACCUGCACCCCUCGCAAUGAGACCAGGGUGCCCUGCUCCACCGUCCCCGUCACCACGGAGGUUUCGUACGCCGGCUGCACCAAGACCGUCCUCAUGAAUCAUUGCUCCGGGUCCUGCGGGACAUUUGUCAUGUACUCGGCCAAGGCCCAGGCCCUGGACCACAGCUGCUCCUGCUGCAAAGAGGAGAAAACCAGCCAGCGUGAGGUGGUCCUGAGCUGCCCCAAUGGCGGCUCGCUGACACACACCUACACCCACAUCGAGAGCUGCCAGUGCCAGGACACCGUCUGCGGGCUCCCCACCGGCACCUCCCGCCGGGCCCGGCGCUCCCCUAGGCAUCUGGGGAGCGGGUGAGCGGGGUGGGCACAGCCCCCUUCACUGCCCUCGACAGCUUUACCUCCCCCGGACCCUCUGAGCCUCCUAAGCUCGGCUUCCUCUCUUCAGAUAUUUAUUGUCUGAGUCUUUGUUCAGUCCUUGCUUUCCAAUAAUAAACUCAGGGGGACAUGC